Messenger RNA from Asterias rubens (European starfish), 7207 nucleotides. RefSeq names its product lysine-specific demethylase 4C-like. The record is from RefSeq and is a predicted model, not a curated record. Gene Ontology annotation, molecular function: histone H3K9 demethylase activity; histone H3K36 demethylase activity. Gene Ontology annotation, biological process: chromatin remodeling. Gene Ontology annotation, cellular component: nucleus. The coding region runs from base 292 to 4059 and encodes 1255 amino acids. The transcript is spliced from 18 exons. NCBI's taxonomy places the organism in Eukaryota, Metazoa, Echinodermata, Asteroidea, Forcipulatida, Asteriidae.
GUUCGUUGUUGUUUCGUGUUUGUCGUGAUAGCUUUUACCCGGCACGGAUGUACGUGUGCUUUUGAGGGGUCUAGUCCACACUCGACUCUCACUCAUCAGCAGCUAGCUAACUGCAGAUCAUCAACUCUCUUCACAGCACAGUUUCUGUGGGUUGCCGAUUGUUGAAGAAGAGAGUAGAAAAAGUACCAUCUACCAAUAAAUAUUAAAGAAAAACAUGGCUGCCUGUGAAUUUACUGAACGUGGAAUUGUUUGAAGCCUGACAAUUGUAAUCGCUGAAAAGAAUCAGCCAUCAUGAGUCCCCCUAAUCAUUCCUCAUCACCAAAGAUAAUGGUGUUCAGACCAACCUUGGAGGAGAUGAAGGAUUUUCCGGCUUACGUCACUCAUAUGGAGUCAAUGGGAGCACACAAGGCUGGCAUUGCUAAGAUCAUCCCACCAAAGGACUUUGUGGCCGCUUAUGACUAUGACGACAUAGAUAGCAAGACGAUUCCAGCACCCAUUCAACAAGAAGUUAUGGGUCAUCAGGGACUGUAUACCCAGUACAAUAUACAGAAGAAGCCGCUUUCUUACCAGGAGUUCAAGAAACUGGCAAACAGUAGCAGAUAUGCGACACCUCCACACUUUGAUUAUGAUGAUCUGGAGAGGAAGUACUGGAAGAACAUUACCUACAACCCACCAAUCUAUGGUGCUGAUAUAUCUGGCUCACUGUAUAGCAAAGGCUGUAACAUAUGGAACGUCAAUAAACUCAACACACUGCUUGAUGUCAUUGAAGAGGAGCAAGGUGUGAAGAUAGAAGGAGUCAAUACAGCUUACCUUUACUUUGGGAUGUGGAAGACAACGUUUGCAUGGCACACGGAAGACAUGGAUCUCUACAGCAUUAAUUACCUGCAUUUUGGAGCACCCAAAUCAUGGUAUGGAAUCCCUCCAGAGCAUGCAAAGAGGCUGGAAAGACUAGCUUCUGGAUUUUUUCCACAGAGUUUUCAGAUUUGUCCCAAUUUUCUUCGACACAAAAUGACUCUCAUAUCACCACAGAUCCUCAAGAAAUACUCCAUUCCAUACGACAAGAUUACACAAGAAACAGGUGAAUUCAUGAUUACAUUUCCCUAUGGAUACCAUGCUGGCUACAAUCAUGGUUUCAACUGUGCUGAGUCAACCAACUUUGCGUCCUUGCGUUGGAUUGAUUUUGGAAAGAGAGCAAAAUGUUGCUCAUGUCAGAAGGACUCAGUGAAGAUCAACAUGGAUCCAUUCAUUAGGAUAUUCCAGCCCCAUCGCUAUGAAACAUGGAAGGCAGGUGAAGAUGUUGUGCAUAUUGAAGAUUUGGACAAGCCAAGCAGUGGGGUACAGUCUCAAACCAUGCUACAGCAAAGCCUCAAGUCCAUAGCCAAUGAAGUGGCACUCAAGACUAGACGUCAACCACUUCACAAGAGGGAUGGUCGAAGAACUAAGGCAGGAAUUAAGGCAGGAACAACAAGCCAUGGCAAACUUAGUCUUCAAGAUGAUACAGACGACACAAAAAAGACGCAAAUUUUGCAAGAAAUGUCCCCCACUGUCUCGAUACCUGUAUUUAAAAUGAAAAUAGAAUCUGUUGAAACUACCUCACAACAUUUGGAAGUAAAUGACAGUCAGAGCAGCUUAUCCAAGACCCUUCAGGGUAUUGAUGUCAGUGUCAAAGUGGAACCAGGAAUCCAAGUAACACGUCUCACUGAAUCAUCACAUGAACAAACUGAAGUCAGUACUCCAAAAAAUAAAAAGAAGAAAUCAAAGUCUACAAAGAGAGAUUCAAAAUCUAAGAAGAAACCCUCGCAUUCCAAUGGGGAUGCUUCCAGUACGUUUAGAAAUGACACCGAGACGAAAAAAAGGCAUGCCAAGUCCAAUAAGAAACACGCCAAGGCGAAAAAGGACGGCACAAAACCAAAUCAGAAUGCAGGGACUUUGAAGGAUAGUAAAAAAAGACCAUCACAAUGUCAAGAAGAGAAUGAAAGACGAGACCAUCUACAAAUGCAUAAGUGCAGCAGUGGUCUUUUAAGUGAAACAAAACUGGACGUUGGUGGACCAAAGGAAAUCCCUACGAAAAGUGGCCUACUGCUAGAAAAAGAAAUAGCAGACAAGAAGAAAAAAACUGUCAAAGAAAAUAAAAGGUUGUUGAAGGUGAAAGAAGUUAAACGUCAGGCUGCACAAAGCAAAAGCAGUCGUACUAAGGACAAGAAUAAAGGGAAACGGAAGACACUCAAAUUGGAUACUCUUUUUGGGAAAUCAAAACGGGCAAAGUUGACUGAUAUUCCAAGAGAGAUGCAUGUUAACCAGCUUGAUGGCAUCAGUCAAACAGAAAAUGGUGUAAAAACGGAAACUGUUGCAGUAACAGAUGGCAAUGUGGCUGCUGGAAACCUUGCAAGACCCACUUUAGGAAAAGCAGGUAUUGAGAACACGGCCAAAACAAGAAAGACAAAACAUGACUUCACAUCACACGAGUUCUCCAUUAUGAAAGCUUGGGCUCGCUCUAUGAAUGGGCUGUGGGUUACACAACCCCAUAGCUAUGACAUGGAACUUGCCUACAACCUCUCCAUUGCUGAUCAAAGACCAGGCUGUUGUGUCUGUAUGCUGUUCUAUAAUGAAAAGAUCGAUGGAAAAGAUUGGGAUAAGAAGAAUUUGAGUUGUACCUCAGGCAGCAGUGAAGCAGCCUUGUCCGAUCCUAGGAAAACAUUUGUCCUGACUCCAGAGAUGUGUUUUGCUGCAACCAGUGAGAAUCGGUUUCCUGAUUGCUGGAACGACUCAUUAACUGAUGAAGGCCAUAGCUUAUUAUUGAACUGUAGCCAGUGCAAGAUUACAGUUCAUGCAAGCUGUUAUGGGGCGACUGUAACUUCAUCUGACAAGUGGAAAUGUAAACGCUGUGAGGAACAGGAUUAUCUGGCUGAGUGUUGUUUGUGUAAUCUUCGUGGGGGAGCGUUGAAACAUACAACAAAUGGUCGCUGGGCUCACAUUGUCUGUGCGAUGGCCAUCCCGGAAGUUCUUUUUGAAGAUGUAAUGGAAAGAGAUUCUAUCAACAUUGAAAACAUUUCAUCUGCGAGAUUAAAACUGAAAUGUUUUUUCUGCCGGCCGUUUAUUAAGAUGGGGAACCGGUACGGUGGUUUGAUUCAGUGUUCAGUAGGGAGAUGUGCAUUAGCAUUCCAUGUAACGUGUGCUCAAGCUGCUGGAGUUGUGAUGGAGCCAUGUGAUUGGCCGUGUGCAGUUUAUGCUACCUGCCUAAGGCAUCCCUAUCAAGAAAAAAUGAGAGACAAGCCAAGAGAGUCUCCGCUUAAGAAUGUGUCAGUGAGUGAUGCAGUCAUAGCCAAACACAAGAAUGGACGUUACUACAGGUCUGAGAUAACUGGGGAGCGCCAGCAGGUCUUUCUACAUGUGAAGUUUGAUGAUGGCUCUUACAGUGAGAAUCUGUUUCCUCAGGAUAUUGAGAGUCAUGACUGCCUGAAUGAUGGACUUCCAGAUCAAGGUGCUGCUGUACAGGUACGCUGGACUGAUGGACUAGUCUACAAGGGAACUUUUGUGAGUAGCUACAAUGUCAAGCUGUUUGAUGUGGAAUUUGAAGAUAGAUCUGUUUCAAGAGUCAAGCGUGAAGACAUCUACACCCAUGAGGAACCACUACCUAAAAAAGUUCGCACAAAGUUGUCAACAGCUUCAGACAUGCGUCAUGAAAGCUUUUUAGAGAGUAAGGUUGUGACUGAUCGUCAUCGGCAUGUCUGCAGCCUCUAUGCCUCAAACCUGGAAGCUUCUAAUGACAUGAUGACACCACCUAAUGCUGGCGAGAUGUCAGGCCAAAAUAGUAUGCAGUCGGCAACAGCAGAGGGAAGUGCAUGUAGUAAAUACUGCGUAAGCCACAAGCACGACAAGAAGAUGAUCAACACUCAAUGUCUGGACAAUGGUUCGAUAGACAGUAGUGUCCCUUCUCAAGAUGUCUCUAGUAUCCCAGAUGAUCAGCAACAGACGGCACCGGCGACAAUCUUUCAUGAACUCAAAGAAAAAUGGAAAUUAGAAGGUGAGAUGCCGGUGGCAGAGAGCGGUACAGAAUGAUGUCACAGAUUUGAUGCCAGUGGUUAAUAUCUGGUGUCGGGUUAUAUACACAGCAAAUUUGAAUUCUUGAUGCUGAUUGGACGUGUGCAAUGUAUUUCUAGAAAUAAAUCUGACAUUGUAUUCUGCAAAUUGAGGGCAAUAUGCAUUUGUACCUAAUUACUGCAUCAAGGUCAGUCUGAUAUAGCACAAUAAUUAAUUAUUAGUGCUUAUAAGCACAACCUUUUCAGGGACAAUGAAGUUUCUGCUGUUUCAAGUUAAGUCAAAGGUUGACCCAUUGAAACAUCAAUAAUAAAACACAAGGGAAACUGAAAGGUGUGUUUUUCUAAAUAAUUUGGGAUUGAACAAAGAGCAGGUAGUAUGGCUUCAGAAUGGCCACCCCUGAACAAUGAUAUUGACAAAGAAGAGAGACCAACAAAAUACGGGCUAAAUCGCUCAGUAAGUAUAGCACCAGCACGCUAAUCUGAAGGUUGCAGGUUAAUGUCUGGCUUUAGUCAAUUUUUCUUUGUUCAACCCUAAACAAUUGAAACAUGUUAUUGUUUGUUUUGGGUUCUCCUGGUUAAAGGUUAGACUAGUAAUCCAAGAAAACUAAAGCAUGUCUGAAACCUAUAGUAUGCAACUCGGCAUAUGACCUGGUUAGGAUGCAGAACUGCUAUAUUAGCUGAUAUGCCAAUUGGUUUUUGCGAUAUCACUAAUAUUAUAAAUAUUUUUCUGCUUUGUGAUUGGUUUAGAGCGCGUCACAUGAUAUGUCUUAGGUUUACCAGAAAGGCAUACACCCCUCAUAUGGAAUGGUAUAAUAAUUUCUUCCUUCAUUUUAUUAUGUACAAAAUGUUAAUAAUGAUUUUCUAAUGUUUAUAUAAUAUUUCAAUAGUAUAGAGGAAGAAGGAACAAUGCAUUUUGGUUUCUUGAGCAAUGGGAGUUCAUCAAUUUUAAUUGCUAAUUUAUUUUGGUGUUACAAAGCCCUUCUUUCAUUUCUGAUUUGUAAUUUUUUAUAUAUUGCUAGCCGUAGAAGAAAACUUUAUCGUUAAGUUCAAACAGCUCCUAAAAAUAGAGUUCUAUUUUAUAUAAGACAUCUGACUACAACUGGGCCCAAUUUCAUGGCUCUGCUUACCGUAAGCAAAGAAUCAGUGCUAACGAAAGGAGACGAUUUUGUGCUUACGUCAAGCGUAUUUUACAGGUUAGCGGAGAAUUUUCGAUUGUGCAUGUGCGUACUCCACGUUACUGGGCAUUCUAUGCUUACACAGCUAGCCCAGAAAGUCAGCAAGCGGAGAAUGGUGAUCGUAAGCGCAGACUUCUAGGGUAAGAAAAACCAUGAAAUUGGGCCCUGGUAGCAAGAGUUCUUUUAAAUGUUAUCGUUAUUAUUGAAAUCAUUAUGGAUAGCAUGAGUGUCUCUAUGUUAAUGUGAUAUAUUGUUAAACUUCAAGUAUCAUUUUUUAAUAUUUGAAGAUAAGUUGUAGUUUGUGUCUAACCAGUUUCUAUGAUAAAGAAAAAGUCAUAAAAACGGAAUUCCGCUCUCUUUCUUGUCUUCCAAAGUUACAAAAUUCGUCUUUUUUGUACAGGUAAUUGCAUGGUACAAUCAAACCUACAAUUUAGGCUGUUAAAUUAUGUUCCAUGCUUUAUACCCUGGAAAAGAGACAGAACACUAUUUCUUUGUUACAGAAUAAUUUCCAUAAAUCAAAUAAUAAGUACCGUUCUCAACCUUGCAGUGCUCGUCAUUUGUUAAGAGUAGAUGUCUUGACUGCUAGACUGAUUAGCUGAAAUACUCCGUUCAAAUUCCAUAAUAAGUAGCACACCUGUAAUCUUGUGUUUCCUGCACCUGUAUUUCAAAGCAAUUCAGUUUCUGAGUUCUGCACAACAUCGAGAGUCCACAGAAACUUGAGUUGAAUUUGUAUUUAGACUUAGUCUGAACUGGGGAACCCUUGGAGGGAACCCUUAAUCUGAACCGGGGAACCCUUGGAGGGAACCCUUAAUCUGAACAUGGGAACCCUUGGAGGGAACCCUUAAUUUGAACCGGGGAACCCUUGGAGGGAACCCUUAAUCUGAACAUGGGAACCCUUGAAGGGAACCCUUAAUCUGAACCGGGGAACCCUUGGAGGGAACCCUUAAUCUGAACCGGGAACCCUUGGAGGGAACCCUUAAUCUGAACCGGGGAACCCUUGGAGGGAACCCUUAAUCUGAACCGGGGAACCCUUGGAGGGAACCCUUGAUCUGAACCGGGGAACCCUUGGAGGGAACCUUCUUACAUGUUUAUUUAUAACUAGUAAAUGUAGGAGUUUUCAAAUUGUGCACUUUGGCAUGUUCAAAAUGUUCGAAUUCCUUGAAGAGUUGCUUGCCGUUUCUUGUAUUGGGGUGGAAAUUGGGCAUUUGUCACAAUGUAUUUAUGUAUUGGUUGAGGUGUGUGCUCAAGAAUGUUGAGGGUCAUGACUUCAUUUAAACCCUUGGUACAUGUGGAUAAUCUUUAAAAGAAACUAUGAAGAUUAAUUUUGAUAUUUCAUACUAAAAUGAGGACAAAACUUUCUCCUUUGAGAACGAGCUGGGUUACAAAUCGAUUGCCAGAAAAAUAAUACUUCUGUUAAGAGUCCAGCUCAAAUUACCAAUGUACUGUUCAGGGACAAAUAUGUCAGACCAACACUGACCUCGCCUAUGGAUUCCAACUUUUAAAACAAAGUUUCAUGUUGUACAUUAUUUAGCCUGCAUCGUUGAACUAUAUUUUCACUAUGCUUCCACAUUCAAAACCUACUCAUUUAAAACAGGUUGGUUGCUUUGGGUUUUGAUUUGAAGAGCAUCUCAAAUCAUAUCAGAAGUAACUAUAAAUACUUAAUAGUAAACUUGCAGGUACAACCAUGUAUAAUAUCUCACUUGAUGUACCUCAACAUAUGCAUAAAAUAACAAACUUGGGAAAAUUUAGUUUCCUUGUCGCAACAAGUUGAUUUUUGAGACCUCAAAACCAAAUUCUGAGGUCUCAAAAGCAAAUUCAAAUAUUUUAGUGAGAAAUUACUUCUCUCAAAAAAAAUAUUUUACUUCAGAGGGAGCCAUUUCUCAUAAUGUUUUACACUCCACAGCUCUCCGUUAACAAGUAAAUUUUUGUUCUAACAAUUAUUUUGAGUGAUUACCAAUAGUCUUCAGGAGAAUGCUAACAUUCCCUCAAAAG